Messenger RNA from Caenorhabditis elegans, 1922 nucleotides. RefSeq names its product Nuclear Hormone Receptor family (gene nhr-142). Gene Ontology annotation, molecular function: sequence-specific DNA binding; DNA binding; DNA-binding transcription factor activity. The record is from RefSeq and is marked reviewed. Bases 488 to 1813 code for a protein of 441 amino acids. The transcript is spliced from 10 exons. NCBI's taxonomy places the organism in Eukaryota, Metazoa, Nematoda, Chromadorea, Rhabditida, Rhabditidae. Gene Ontology annotation, biological process: DNA-templated transcription; regulation of DNA-templated transcription. Gene Ontology annotation, cellular component: nucleus.
AUAGUCUAAAACCGUUGUAUAUGAUAUUCCAAUAUUUUCUGCCUUCUAACACCUCUUGUCGUUUCCCAUUUGAAAGUCCAAGUAUUCGCAUAGAAAAUAAGGUGUGGUUUUGUAUCCGCAUAGAAGGCACACAUAUCCACUUCCUAAACGAAUUCGUUAUGAAUUUCUCCAUAGUGUCUCGAUAGGUACCCAAGCCCUGUCAAUAUUUGUUCUCAAUUUUGCUUUCACCGUUUUCUCACUCCAACUCGCACAGACACAAUCUGAUAACAAAAAUAAAACCAAUGUGUUUAAAGAAACCGUGACAUAUUCUGUGAUUUGAUAUAUCAUUUCAAUCGUUCAAGACCUCAUAAGAUUCUAUUCAUUAUUCCAUACGGAAAGGUUGGCAAAAAAUCAAAAUUCCCGCCCAUUCCUACAUUUUAUCGGUGGUUCAUGCCCUCUAGGCAGUCAGUUGAUUGUUUCGGUUUCAAGAGGUCAGAAGCCUAGUCUCAUGGAAGUUCCUGAGCUCAUUGAUGAUUCGUCAAUUCAAAGAAAGGAAACACAAUCACCAAUGGAAAUCGGAAUGUCUCCACCGGCUUUUAUAGAGCAAUCCCGAAUGAGUGUAGAUCAGCCGUCGUCAUCUUCAUCUGAUUCCGAAUGCCGAGUUUGCGCACACACGGCACACGGUGUCCACUUUGGAGUUUUGUCUUGCAGGGCUUGUGCUGCGUUUUUCAGACGCUCUGUUGUCAUGGACAAAAAAUACUCGUGCAGAAAAGCAAGUCAAGGAUGUCGAAUUGACAAGUCAGAGAGGUAUCUGUGCAGAUUGUGCAGGUACAAAAAGUGCCUACAACUCGGGAUGACCGCAGAUAAUGUUCAAUGGAAUCGUGAUAUGAUUUCAUCAACUGAUAGAAAACGUCAAAGUGAAGAAGACGAUGCAACUGACGUUGAUGCAUAUUCAGAUUGGAGUCCUGGAUCCAAAAAGUCUUGUUUAGAUGCUCCACCACUUUAUGAUUUGUCAAGAACUUUGAAUAAAAUACACAAGACUUUUAUGGAGUUCAAAAUACCAGUUGAUGAUCCGGUUUACCAGUCGACCAGCACUUUAGGAAAAAUGGAUUGGGCUUUGAGACGUCAUCGGAAGAAUAAAAAGAUGCAAAACUUCCGAAUCAUAAACACUAUACGACUGGACCAAUUGGUUGAUAUGUGGGGAAUGGAAAUGACCAAACAAGCAGAAUUUAUGAUGCAUUCUGAAGAAUUUCGAGAAUUGAGUUUGGAAGAAAAGUUUUCGAUUUUCAAAUUAGUUUGGCAAGUGUCACAGAGAUUCGAGAAGCUGACAAUGUCACUGGAAAUUUUUGGAAAAAGGGCGAUAGAGGAGAAAAUUCUCAUCACCUCAAAUUCGACUGCAAUUCGAAUGGAAGAUGUUGAAAUUGAUCUUUCCAAGAUAACCGACUACACUUCCCUCGAGCUCCGAAAAAUGUUCCAACAUGUGUGCUCACAAAUGUAUGAAGAAGUCGCUCGUCCACUUAUGGAGCUUGAUCCAUCCACAAUUGAAAUUAGUUACAUGUUGUGUCAAAUCAUAUGGCAUAUUGCUGGAAAAACUCUUCAAGGUGAUAUUCUUGAUGCGGGAGAGAAAUUCAUUGGGAAAAUAGCCGACGAUCUUCAUCAAUAUUAUUUGAAAGAGUACAAAAUGUCAAACUAUGCUGGUAGACUUAUCAAACUGAUGACUGUUGUGAAUAGUUUACAGAGAAUUCAUUUGGAUCGCCUGAAAAUCAUGGAAUUGGCUAAGAUUUUCGAAGUUUUCAAGGUCAAAGUGACCGAUCCAUGCGUCUUCCAGGACUAAUUUUGAUUUAUUUCUCUUUUCCAUGUUCUCAUUUUUGGUUCAUUCUUCAUAUUAUUCUAAAAUCUGGUAAAUAAUUUGUCAAUGCUCAAAUACAUAUUUUUGUUACGAA